Penicillium odoratum is the source of this 417-nucleotide messenger RNA. It is a transcript of the gene htz1, whose product is annotated as histone H2AZ. The record is from RefSeq and is a predicted model, not a curated record. Lineage: Eukaryota; Fungi; Ascomycota; Eurotiomycetes; Eurotiales; Aspergillaceae. Gene Ontology annotation, molecular function: protein heterodimerization activity; DNA binding; structural constituent of chromatin. The transcript has 3 exons. Bases 1 to 417 code for a protein of 138 amino acids. Gene Ontology annotation, cellular component: nucleosome.
AUGCCUGGUGGAAAGGGAAAGUCGAUCGGUGGAAAGGGUGGUUCCAAGGACUCUGCGGGGAAGGCCCAGAAGUCUCACAGCGCAAAAGCUGGUCUGCAGUUCCCCUGCGGUCGUGUCAAGCGUUUCUUGAAGAACAACACUCAGAACAAGAUGCGUGUGGGUGCUAAGGCCGCCGUCUAUGUGACAGCUGUUCUGGAAUACUUGACUGCCGAAGUGCUGGAACUUGCUGGCAACGCCGCCAAGGAUUUGAAGGUCAAGCGUAUCACCCCCCGUCACCUGCAACUCGCUAUCCGUGGUGACGAAGAGCUGGAUACCCUCAUCCGCGCCACUAUCGCCUUCGGUGGUGUCUUGCCUCGUAUCAACCGUGCCCUGCUCUUGAAGGUGGAGCAGAAGAAGAAGGGAAAGCCUGAGCUGUAA